AUGAGCCAAGCAGUUGAUUACUCCUUAUAUUUGGUAACCGAUUCUACCAUGAUCCCUGAAUCAUGCACGUUUUUGGGUCAGGUAGAACAAGCAAUUGACAAUGGAGCCACCAUAAUUCAAUUACGAGAAAAAUCACUUUCAACCUUAGAUUUCAUCGAAAGAGCCGAGAAAGUCCACGAAUUGACUAAGAAAAGGGGAAUUCCUUUAAUUAUCAACGAUAGAGUCGAUGUUGCUCUUGCAAUCGAUGCUGAAGGUGUUCAUGUGGGUCAAGACGAUAUGCCAGCCAAAUUGGUCAGAAAACUUAUCGGAAAUGAUAAGAUCUUGGGGGUCACAUGUUCUGUUCCAUCUGAAGUUGAAGCAGUUAUUGAAGAAGGCAUUGCAGACUAUGUUGGGUUGGGAACUGUUUAUAAGACUGAAACUAAGAAGAAUGUUACUGACCCUGAAGGAACUGGUCCUAUUGGAGUUAGAAAAAUGCUUCAAGUUUUACACAGAUAUAAUUCGAUCAAGGAGAAUAAAAGAAUCUCGUCUGUUGCUAUUGGUGGUAUCAACCAUUCGAAUGCGGACAAAGUUAUGUAUCAGUGUUCAAUACCAGGCCAAGCCAUAGAUGGUGUCGCAGUAGUUUCGUGUAUCAUGGCAAAUGAGGACGCAGGUAAAGCAACAAGAGAAUUGCUUGUUAUAAUCAAGUCAAAGCCAAUAUGGGUAAAUGACACAACUGAUGGUAGAGAAUCUGACGUCAGGCGUGUGAUAGCUCAAUUGACAGAAUCUCACCCAUUAGUUCACCAUAUUACAAACAACGUUGUAAAGAAUUUUAGUGCAAAUGUCACUUUAGCAAUAGGCGCUUCUCCAAUUAUGUCUGAAUUACCUGCAGAAUAUGAAGAAUUUGCUUCUGGAAUCCCUAAUAUUGGUCUUUUGUUAAACUUGGGUACUCCAACUGAUGAAUUAAUGGCGGUGUUUAAGCACGCGAUAUUGGUUUAUAACAAAUAUGGUAAACCAAUAGUCUUUGAUCCUGUCGCAUGUGGUGCUACCCAAGCAAGAUUGGAACGUUGCAGAAUUUUGUUGAAUACUGGUCAAUUUACUGUCAUCAAAGGAAAUGUAGGCGAAAUAAUGGGUAUUUGGAAGUUAACCAGUUCGUAUAAGGCGUCCGAUUCCGAUGAUUCAUUGAUGAGAGGCGUUGACUCUGUUGCAAAAUUAACCCCAGAGCAAAUAGUUGAAAUAGGAAAGAAAGUUUCUAUCGACUUCAAAACCAUGGUUGUAAUCACAGGACCAGAGAACUAUAUGAUUCAAGACGAUAAGGCUUUUGUAGUUCCAGGAGGAAGUAAGCUCAUGGGUUUAGUUACUGGGUCUGGUUGUUCAUUGGGUAGCACCAUUGCUGCCUUUUUGGCAGCCAAAGCGGAUGGCAAGGAAAUGAUAGGAAAUUCGUUUGACGCUUUCAAAGCUGUUGUUAACGCAGUGCGUCUUUACAAUACCGCUGGUUCUGAAGCAGCUACCAGAUCCGAGACUCCUGCAAGUUUCAUGAUCGAUUUUGUUGAUCAAUUGUAUAAACUUACAAAUGGAACCAGUUAG
Molecule: messenger RNA, 1563 nt
Organism: Hemisphaericaspora subhashii
Lineage: Eukaryota; Fungi; Ascomycota; Pichiomycetes; Serinales; Debaryomycetaceae
Gene: THI6
Product: bifunctional hydroxyethylthiazole kinase/thiamine-phosphate diphosphorylase
Exons: 1
Coding region: 1-1563 (520 amino acids)
Biological process (GO): thiamine biosynthetic process
Cellular component (GO): cytoplasm
Molecular function (GO): magnesium ion binding; hydroxyethylthiazole kinase activity; thiamine-phosphate diphosphorylase activity
Source: RefSeq, a predicted model, not a curated record